Messenger RNA from Aspergillus candidus, 1071 nucleotides. Its product is annotated as E2 ubiquitin-conjugating protein UBC8. Bases 126 to 668 code for a protein of 180 amino acids. Gene Ontology annotation, molecular function: ubiquitin conjugating enzyme activity. Gene Ontology annotation, cellular component: nucleus. The transcript has 4 exons. The record is from RefSeq and is a predicted model, not a curated record. NCBI's taxonomy places the organism in Eukaryota, Fungi, Ascomycota, Eurotiomycetes, Eurotiales, Aspergillaceae. Gene Ontology annotation, biological process: protein polyubiquitination; ubiquitin-dependent protein catabolic process.
GGAUGCAGGAUUUAUACUGACAUUACAUCCAGGUUGAUGAGUGACUAUGAAGUGACACUGGUCAAUGACAAUAGUGGGUUUCAUUGUUUGCCACCCGCCCUGCAGGUACUAACCUAUGCUAGUGUAUGUGCACGAAUACCUCAUCUCCCAUGAAUAUUGGCCAUGGACGUAUCCUUACAGCGGUUUCUUUUGAUAGGCAGGAGUUCUACGUUCGGUUUAAGGGUCCAGAAGAGACACCGUUCACUGGCGGACACUGGAAAAUCCACGUCGAGUUACCAGAUCAAUAUCCCUACAAGAGCCCGAGCAUUGGUUUUGUCAACCGGAUCUUCCAUCCUAACAUCGAUGAACUCUCCGGAUCAGUUUGUCUCGAUGUCAUCAACCAGACAUGGUCGCCGAUGUACGACAUGAUCAACAUUUUCGAAGUCUUCCUCCCCCAGCUCCUUCGUUACCCGAAUCCUUCAGACCCGUUGAACGGCGAGGCGGCUGCAAUGUUGAUGAGGGAGCCCAAAAGCUACGAGGCCAAAGUAAAAGAGUACGUGGCCAAAUACGCCAGCAAGGAGGCCGUCGACGAUGUCGGGGAAGACACCGAGUCGGAAGACGAAUUAAGUUCCGCCGGGAGCUACGAGUCCGGCGGGGAGGAACCCGCGGGGACGAUGGAUGAUGUCUAGACACUGAUGCUGCUAGCAUCUUCCAUUAAUGAUGGUUAUGGCAUUUGGGAUCGGGACGUGUGAAUACUGCAUGCUUUUUUCCUUACACCGACACACUACAUUUGUCUUUUUAUUCUCCCCUCUUUAUCAUGUUACUCGGGUGGGCGUUUUGUGAAUGGCGUUUUGACGUUCAUGGUGCAACCGACCACUUUAUCGGUCGCGAAGACGGAGUCAAGGAUUCGGACAGGCUUCUGAGCGACCACAGAGUCUAUUCACCCCCAGAGUGGGCCCAACUUCUGGCAUUGUACCUAUUUACGCCUGGCAAUCCUGGCGGGGCUUGUUCAUUUUCUGUCCAUGGAUCUUUUUCAGCAUUGAGAUUGUGAAUACUACUUACUGGCCCAGCGCGGCUUAGGGACAUAAAGUA